This is a messenger RNA of Daucus carota subsp. sativus, 2277 nucleotides long. RefSeq names its product heat shock cognate 70 kDa protein. The transcript has 3 exons. Gene Ontology annotation, cellular component: cytoplasm. NCBI's taxonomy places the organism in Eukaryota, Viridiplantae, Streptophyta, Magnoliopsida, Apiales, Apiaceae. The coding region runs from base 167 to 1993 and encodes 608 amino acids. Gene Ontology annotation, molecular function: ATP-dependent protein folding chaperone; ATP binding. The record is from RefSeq and is a predicted model, not a curated record.
CUUUCUUGGGUGGACCCGUAAAGUCCUAAAUUAGGUCUUUCUUUUGUGAUUUUUACCCUAGCUUAAGUUGGGUUAUUAAUUUUACUGCCCUAGUCGCAGCAGCGGUCUCUGCCUCCGUAAAUCUCUGUGCUGCUUCAGCCCAUCUUUCCACGUUCUUAAAGCAGAGAUGGGCGGACAUGGAGUAGCAGUUGGAAUCGAUUUAGGCACAACAUACUCUUGCGUGGGAGUUUGGCAAGACGAUCGAGUUGAAAUCAUUGCAAAUGAUCAGGGUAACAGAACCACCCCCUCGUGUGUUGCUUUCACUGAAACGGAGCGUUUCAUCGGCGAUGCUGCUAGAAAUCAGGCUGCUCUCAAUCCUCACAACACUAUUUUUGAUUCAAAAAGGUUGAUUGGAAGAAAAUUCACAGAUUCAACUGUACAGAGUGACAUAAAUCUUUGGCCAUUUAAGGUAGUUAGCGGUUCUGCUAACGCACCAAAUAUAAUAGUCAAUUACAAAGGUGUGGAGAAACAAUUUUCACCUGAGGAGUUAUCUUCAAUGGUUCUCAUUAAGAUGAAAGAUAUAGCCGAAGGUUACCUGGGAAAAGAAGUAAAGGAUGCUGUUGUCACUGUCCCAGCACACUUUAACGACUCGCAGCGCCAAGCCACAAAAGAUGCAGCAACAAUAGCUGGCCUUAACGUGUUGCGUAUCCUUGUUGAGCCAACAGCAGCUGCAGUCGCUUAUGGUAUUGACAAAAAGCUUACAAGUAGUUCAGCAGGAAAGAGGACUGUGCUUGUUUUCGAUCUUGGAGGUGGUACUUUUGAUGUUUCUCUUCUUACAAUAAAAAAGGAUGAUAUUACAGUUCUGGCUACAGCAGGAGAUACUCACCUUGGAGGUGAGGAUUUUGACAAUCGUUUGCUAAAGCAUUUUGUUGAGGAAUUCAAGAGAAAGCACAGAAAAGACAUCAGUGUAAAUGCUAAAUCUCUAAGAAAACUGAGAAAUGCAUGUGAAAAGGCGAAAAGGGUUCUCUCCUAUAAUGGCAUGACAACUAUUGAUGUGGAUUCUCUGUAUGAGGGAAUUGAUUACUGCACAAAAAUUACUCGUGCCAGAUUCGAAGAUUUAAACAUGGAUUUGUUUAUGAAAUGUGUGGAAAUUGUAAAACAGUGUUUGAAAGAUGCGGAUAUGGAUAAGAGUUGGAUCGAUGAUGUUUUACUUGUGGGCGGAUCUACUAGAAUUCCCAAAGUGCAGCAGCUAUUGCAAGAAUUUUUCAGUGGGAAGGAGCUUUGCAAAAGUAUUAAUCCGGAUGAGGCUGUUGCUUAUGGUGCAGCUGUCAAGGCUGCUGUACUGACUGGUGCUAAACAUCAUAGUAUCAUGUCCUUAGUGCUGCAUGAUGUUACCCCUCUAUCACUCGGGGUUGAGGUGUUGGGUAAAGUAAUGAAUAUUAUUAUUCCCAGAAACACAACAAUUCCCACCAGAAAACAAAUGAAUUACAUUACCUGCGUUGAUGAUCAGAAUGCCAUGCAGUUUUUAAUUUAUGAGGGUGAAAGAUCAUGCUCAACACUCAACAACUUACUGGGUCAGACAACACUGUAUGGCCUCCCUCCUGCCCCGAGGGGUAAAGUUAAUGUUAUGGUUACGUUUGACAUUGAUGCAAAUGGGGUGCUACAUGUUACUGCGGAGUGUAGUAUUGCUGGGGUGAAGACAAAUAUAACAAUAACUAACGACAAGGGAAGACUGACAAAGAAUGCAAUUGAGGACAUGAUAUGGGAAGCAGAAAUGUACAAGGCUGAAGAUGAGGAGUUCAAAAGGAGAAUUGAGGCAAUGAAUGCAUUUGAAAAAUAUGCAUAUGACAUGAGGAAUGCCGUAAAAUUUAAACAGAUGGAGGAGGAGAGAACUAUCAUAGAGGCUAUUCAAUGGGUCGAAGCGCACAGGAGCGCUGAAGCUGAUGAGUACGAGUCCAGGAAGAGGGCACUGAGGUCUACUUGCUCCCGCAUCAAGGUUGAGAAAGGGAAUUAAUCGUCGUAUGUCAUUACAAGCUGCCUCUACCGCUUGUUUGUUGACACUGCAUUUAGUGUGUUUGUAAUUUCGAGUUUAAUUAUACUCUGCUUCUAAUCAUCCGUGCAAAAGGUGUGUUGCAUGCAAGUAGUUUUCUUCAUUGCAGUUUUAGAUGUUUUUCAGAGCUUUUUAGGUGUUUGGCAGCGCUAAUAUUAAGUACUUCCAGGCUUAAUCAAGGAUUUUAAGUUGUUUCUAUUUUUUACGUAGUGUUUGAAGAAAGAAAUAGAGUACUUUUUUUGGAUUUU